CUCCCAAAAAUACAUAUAGUCAUAGCCAUCUCUCAUUGGAAUGUAUGUAUGCGAGUGGCUAACAGAGAGAUCGGAGAGCGAGAGAGAUGGGAAGAAGAAAGCUAUCGAUACGGAGAUUGCAGAGUGGGAGAGAGAGGCAAGCGAAGUAUUCUCAGCGGAAGCAAGGCAUUCUCAGAAAAGCCAACGAUCUCGCUGUUCUCUGUGACACCGAUGUCUUGCUCCUCAUGUUCUCGCCCACCGGCAAGCCCUGCCUCACCGUCGGCCAAAACAAAAAUCUGCUUACGGUCAUGGAGAGGUUAGCAAGCCUAUCCGUGGAUUAUCGAGAAGAAAGGGCUGCCUACACCUUGGAACUAUUAGCCAAAAUGCACAGGAGACUCAACUCUGAUGUGGAUCAAAAGAACUUCUCCCUUGACAGCAAUGAAAUCCUCCAACUGAAAAGAUCUGAAUUGGAACAGCUGAGAAGCCAACUAGCCGAAAAGAGCAAAGCCAUGAGGGACUGGAAGUUUCCAUCUACUGUCAAUGAUUUGGGACAAAUCCGGAGGAUGGAGAACUCUCUUUCUGAACUCAUGGUCAGAGUCAGAGCAAAAAAGAGGGAAUUUCAAGAGCAAGAGGAGGUGCCGGAGUCAAGUCUUCCAUGAAGCCUUUCAGCCAAGAAUUGAUUCAGAGAAUGAAUGUUGCUGUGACUCUGAAGCAUCAGCAAGAGUAAAGUUUCUUACUUGCAUUAAUAAUUCUCAUGGACAUCUUAUGUGUUUGGAAGAGAGAAAUUAUGACAUGUUACUAUUUAAUGCUUUCUAGAAUGGUUUGGAGUUUGGAUUU
Messenger RNA from Vitis vinifera (wine grape), 816 nucleotides. RefSeq names its product agamous-like MADS-box protein AGL30. The coding region runs from base 87 to 638 and encodes 183 amino acids. Gene Ontology annotation, biological process: regulation of transcription by RNA polymerase II. NCBI's taxonomy places the organism in Eukaryota, Viridiplantae, Streptophyta, Magnoliopsida, Vitales, Vitaceae. The transcript has 9 exons. Gene Ontology annotation, molecular function: protein dimerization activity; DNA-binding transcription factor activity, RNA polymerase II-specific; RNA polymerase II cis-regulatory region sequence-specific DNA binding. The record is from RefSeq and is a predicted model, not a curated record.